Molecule: messenger RNA, 725 nt
Organism: Hibiscus syriacus
Lineage: Eukaryota; Viridiplantae; Streptophyta; Magnoliopsida; Malvales; Malvaceae
Product: auxin-responsive protein SAUR76-like
Exons: 1
Coding region: 220-636 (138 amino acids)
Biological process (GO): response to auxin
Source: RefSeq, a predicted model, not a curated record
UCUCUUUAAAAUUAUAUAAUUAAAAUGUUUGGUUGCUAAGUUCGAUCCCCACAAAUUAUUCUGUUUUCUAGCACCGAAAUACAAAGACUUUGCACCCACCAUGUAUCCAACCCUUUUAAGUACCCUUUUCAUUCACCUUCAUAGAGUGUAAGUCAAUUCUCCCUUCAUCUUCCAACCAAAAAAAUAUCUUCAUCAGUUUCCCCAUCUAAACAAAAUUCAAUGAAAAAAAUCAAUCUCAUACUUCGAAAAUGCAAGAGCUUGUCGAGACAACUAGGCAGGUCAUCCUCUUAUAGCAGCCUGAGAUCGAAGUCGGCUAGGGAAGAUCAUCAUUGCCACGUGUGGGGUCAUAUGAGAAGAAGAAGAAGAAACAACAACAACGAUGGUGGUAACGAUGAAGGUCAAGAAUGCCAAACGAUAUACGUUGGGAGUACAAGAAAACGGUACGUGAUCAAUUCGAAGUACCUUAAACAUCCGUUGUUGAAUGCUUUGAUAGAGAAGCAUGGAGGGGAAGAUCACAUUUUGUUGGUUAAAUGUGAGGUGGUUUUGUUUGAUCAUCUUUUGUGGUUACUUGAGAAUUCUGAUCCAAAUCUCAUCUUGGAUUCCUUGGAGGAAUUGACUAACCUCUAUGUGUUUUGAAUAUAUAUAUAUAUAUAUAUAUAUAUGAUGUUGAUCUUGUUUUCUAAGGCUAAAAACAUGAUCAAGUAUUCAUGUAAGGUUGUGAUGAU